Messenger RNA from Rubroshorea leprosula, 1034 nucleotides. Lineage: Eukaryota; Viridiplantae; Streptophyta; Magnoliopsida; Malvales; Dipterocarpaceae. The record is from the annotation of a GenBank genome assembly.
GUAUUUUGGAAUCCUACAAGUGUAAAUUACCAAGUUAAAACCAGAGUUGCAUGUUCUGUGAGUUUUCUCUCCCCAUACAUUGUUUAGAUUUUCAAACGUAUUAGUUUCUCUCACUUCUCUUUUUCCUGAACUUAAAAUCAGAAAUUUCCUUAAGGAACGAGGUAUGCCUUAGCUAUAACAUCAUCAUUUCAUUUUUCCCCCUAAAUUGUUUCAUUUUUCUCUUUAAGGAAUGAGAUUGUAUAAUGCUUGACCAAUGAUGCUAGGUAAUUUGUCAAUUUUAUCAGUCAGUGCUACAGCAGGACCCUUAGUUUGAUAUGACUAAAGUAGCUUAUUUGAUGUUGGCCAGUUCACUAUGAAGGCACCCUUGCUGAAACUGGUGACGUAUUUGAUACUACACACGAAGAUAAUUCUGUUUUCUCUUUUGAGAUCGGAAAAGGCUCAGUCAUCCAGGCUUGGGACAUUGCUCUGAAAACCAUGAAGGUUGGUGAAGUUGCUCAAAUAACAUGCAAGCCAGAAUAUGCAUACGGCAGUGCAGGCUCUCCACCUGAUAUCCCACCCAAUGCAACCCUUAUUUUUGAGGUGGAGCUACUAUCCUGCAGGCCAAGAAAGAGUACUAGCCUUGGUAGUGCUACUGAGGAGAGAGCUAGGCUAGAAGAACUGAAGAAGCAGAGGGAACUUGCUGCUGCUGCUAAGGAAGAGGAAAAGAGGAAGAGAGAAGAAGCCAAAGCUGCUGCUGCUGCUCGUAUUCAAGCCAAGCUAGAAGCCAAGAAAGGUCAAGGAAAAGGGAAAGGCAAAGCGAAAUAACAACUUAUAAAAACUUUAAUUUUUACAAACGAUCCUAUUUGAGUGAUUAGGUUGAGCAAUAAGAUGCAACCUGACUAGUCCAAGCCUUUAUGGUUAGUCAGAGACAUUUCACUGUACAAAGGAUCCGAUGCUACCUUUUUAUUCUACUUCAUAAUUAGCAUUUAUAAUUAUCAACAAACUCAGCUCCUUUUGCAGGUUAUUGCUCCUCGAAAUGAAUGGCAAAGACUGAU